Molecule: messenger RNA, 1540 nt
Organism: Erinaceus europaeus (western European hedgehog)
Lineage: Eukaryota; Metazoa; Chordata; Mammalia; Eulipotyphla; Erinaceidae
Gene: ACD
Product: ACD shelterin complex subunit and telomerase recruitment factor
Exons: 12
Coding region: 90-1439 (449 amino acids)
Biological process (GO): telomere capping; telomere maintenance via telomerase
Cellular component (GO): shelterin complex; chromosome, telomeric region; telomerase holoenzyme complex
Molecular function (GO): telomeric repeat DNA binding
Source: RefSeq, a predicted model, not a curated record
UUCCUCUUCCGACGAGGGGCGGGGCCCGAGGCCCGGGGCCAGGAGCCCUCAGGAAUCCGCGGGUUGCUCCGUGGCCUCCCACCGCUGCCAUGUCCUGGUCGGGACACCUGGUCCUGCGGCCCUGGAUUCGAGACCUGAUCCUGGGCUCAGAGACGGUCUUAAACCCUCUAGCGGUCCAGCUGCUCGAGGUGCUGCAGGAGCCAGAGGCCCCCGGCCCAUCUGGCGCCCCCGACACGUCUGACGCGGGAACCUCGCUGCUGGUGUCGGACGGGACCCUCAGUGUCCGCUGCCUGCUGACUCGGGAGGCCAUGGAGGCGUGGGACUGGGAGGAGAAGGAGUUUGGCUUCCGGGGCACAGAGGGCCAGUUUCUGCUGCUGCGGGACUGCGAGGCCCGGGUCCUGGUCUCUGAGAGGGGCUCGUCUGCAGAGUUCUACCUCCAGGUGAACAGCUUUAUCCUGCUGCCCUCCUUUCAGUACCUGGAGCGGGUACCCGACUGCAACCAGGACCCAGAGGUGCGAAGAAAGCUCUUUGACUGCCUGGAGGAGCACCUUUCAGAGUUUACCUCUCCCAGUCCAAGUACUGGUAUUUCACUAUCCCAACUUCUGGAUGAAGUGCAAGAGGACCAGGAGCACCGGGGGGCACUGGUGCAACUGGCUGAGAACUGUCUGAUGCUGACCAGUGGCCAUUUCACAGCACCUUGUCCGACCCGAUGGGCUACUUUACGGCACCAGACCAUGGGUGAAGCCAUGUACACUGUCCCCAGCGUAUGCCUGCACAUCUCUGAGGAGGACCAGCAAAUUCUAAGUUCUCUAGGCCCAGGUCAGAGGGCAGUAGGCCCUAAACCUCCCCCACCAGACCUGGCUCUGCAGGACCUGCCUCAGACUCUGACCUCUUCCUCUUCCAGUUUCUCAGGAACUCCUGCCUUAUCUGGCCACGUGUUGUCAGAGGAGGAUAGUGCCAGUGUUAGUCUUCUGUCUUCCACAUCCUUGGCUUCUCCAGGCCAAGAGCAGAACAACUCUCAGCUCCAGCCAUCCACCUCUUCAGCCCCUAGUCCUCCACCUCCUAGUUCCCCACAACCCAACCAUGUACCUGUCUCUCCACCUUUGAACUGUACCCCAGUUCUUUCAUCACUUGGCCAUGACUCCAGUCCACACCAAGUAACCAGAGCUCAGAAAACUAACUCAGACCUAGGAUUGCUCCCCAAGAACUGGCAGCCCUCUAUAAUCAUAAGAACCUCCAAAGGAUCCCUGAAGUCCAACCCUAUCUGGGACCCUCCAAAGAGGCAUCAUGAUGGUUCUGCCUUCCAAUAUGAGUAUCAGUCCCCCUGUGCCUCCCUCUGUGCCCAGGUCCAAGCUGCCAGGCUCCCUCCUCAACUCGUGGCCUGGGCCUUGCUCUUUCUGAUGGAACCACAGGCAGACUCUGAACUAACCCAGGUGUGAAGGGUCACAGGAGGAUGUGCUCACACAGGCCCACGGUGAACACACAGUAUUUCAGGCUGCUUCAUUUGAGUUUUUUAAUAAAAUAAUCUCAUGCGGCUGGA